This is a messenger RNA of Rhizopus microsporus ATCC 52813, 3636 nucleotides long. Its product is annotated as Trs120-domain-containing protein. Bases 1 to 3636 code for a protein of 1211 amino acids. The transcript has 17 exons. NCBI's taxonomy places the organism in Eukaryota, Fungi, Mucoromycota, Mucoromycetes, Mucorales, Rhizopodaceae. The record is from RefSeq and is a predicted model, not a curated record. Gene Ontology annotation, cellular component: trans-Golgi network.
AUGGAUAUAGCAGUUGAUAUCGCUUGCCUUUGUAGGAUACGCGUAUUGUUAGUACCAGUGUUUCCUAUUAAAAGAUCCACUUUUAAAAAAUAUGUUCAGCUAAUUCAAUCGUUGCACACGAUACGACUUGGAGAUGUUACUCCCAACUUGAACGAUACGUUCAACAGUCAAGUGUUCCCAGAAGGUCAGCUUCAUUUUGAAUUUCUUACACAUGUCGCCAAUGAUCAUGUUGAAUUACAAGACUUUCAACCUUACCGUCGUCUGUUCGGAGUCAUUGGUAUUAUGGAUUGUCAAGAGUGGAAAGAUCUAAGUGAAGGGUACGAUCAAUUCAUGAAAAUGGCGCAGACGAUAGCUGCGCCCGUAACGAGGUGUUUCGCAUUUGAUCCUAUAGAAAAUCAAGCAGAUAAUGCCAAGGGACUGAUUAUGAUACCCAAUGUGGGUAACAUGGUAUUCUAUAUGAGCACCAUGAUGAACGACUUUGCUAAUGAAGUACUUGCUGAAUUCUCAGUCAUCGCAAAUCGUGUCCAAACCCUUGAAAUCAUCGAAACGCCUGCGUUUAGUCAACCAUCUGCUCGCUCAAAGUAUUUGCAGCGUCGACAUUCUGUUUCGAUGACAGAAGAUUUACGGAAAAAGACGCCUGGACGGAUCAGAAAACUGCUUGCGGACUUUUACUUGCUUGCCGGUCAAUUACCUGAUGCAAUUCAUCAUUUUGAACAAGCCAUUGAUAUGGCAAAAGUGACAGAUGAUUACCUAUGGCUUGCCAGUGCCGCUGAAGGUCGCGUUUGUGCGACAAUACUACUCGAAUAUGUUCAAAUGGAUGCCGGUCAUAUAACAUCAAGGGCAUACUACGAAUCAGAGGAACAGAAUCGUGAUGAUGUGUCGACUAUUACCUUUGUUUCUGAACAGUAUCGAGUGGCUAUAACAAAUUAUGCUCAUAUACGACUCUCAGCGGGAUUACCAAGUCUAGUAUAUGCAGAAUGCUGUUUACGUAUAGCAAGGUUUCUUGCUACUUGCUAUCUCAAUCUUGGUUGGAACGAACAGACAUUGUCGCUACUCAUUCAACAAAAAUUAUGGAACACGGAUCCCACUGAGGUCUGGAAAAGAUGGCCGUCAGUUGUAGGAGGUGUUUCUAGGUACAGCAUUGGUCAGUGGAUUACAAAGGCUUGGGAAGCCAAUAUCAGUGAAAUGGCACAAUUAGACCAAAUUCAUAUCACCAUGUCGAUGGCAACCCUUCACAAAUGUAUUGGGUAUCAGCGAAAAGCAGCAUGGUUAAUGUAUGAUAGCGUUAGUCGUAUGAUACCUUUCAUUAUGCAGCAUCGAAGAACACGCUUGCUUAAAGGAGGCAUCAUGCAUGACACGGGCAUCAUGAAUGUGUUAAAGCAGAUCUGUGAGACAUAUGGCGUAGGUGAGGCAUUACAGGAAGGUGAAAAGCCGCCCUCUAGUAGCAGUGUACGAGGAAGAACAUCGGUAUUUAAAGACCAAUUAGUCUGCGGCUGGCCGCAGCUUCAGGUCAAUAUCUUGAAACAAUGCAUCAACAUGUCUGAGAUCUUGCUCGACAGUCAAUCUCAAAUGUACUAUACAGCCAUUUUACUGAAAAAUCUUUAUCAGCACAUUUCAAAACCUGAUCAGAUUCGACUUGCAACAAGUAUUCAGACUAUGGUUACGAGUACAACCAAAAAGAAGGCAUCGUCUGAUAUCAUGAUUAGUUACUGGGGCGUGAAUAUUGUCUCGAGCAUAGAACCCAAGAAGCCUAUUGCAAGAAGAGCCCUUCAUACUCAUAUCAUACAGCAUGAUGCUUUUAAUCAACAAGCAAGAGAGCGUGAGCGUGAUUUUGCGGAUCCAUUUAUAUACAAUCCAUUUACUCACAAAAAAACUAUAGAGCAUAAAGUGAACUUGAUAAAAAAUGAGCUGUGUGAAUUUAAAGUUGUGUUGGUUAAUCCCUUUGGGUUUGACUUGGAACUUAGAAGCAUCGUUCUAAGUACAUCAGGAGUUGCCUUUCAGGGUAUUCCUAGUGCCAUCAGCAUACCAGCAAAUACAUCAACCAGUAUGGUUUUGGCUGGCAUACCUGAAGAAACAGGUACACUGAUUGUUAGAGGCUGCAAGGUUCAAAUCGUAGGGUUUCUGGAGCAAGAAUUUUUGGUUGAAUUAGGGAACACUGCUUUUAGCAAUGCUGGCAUUAUAAAGAUCAAAAGAUGUGGUCUUGAUGCAGUCAAAUGUAUAAGAACAAGAGAGUUAUCUGGAGAAUCUGAGCAGCAUAUCUUCCAUACCUUCACAGUUGUUGAUGAACAGCCACUUUUAAAAAUUAAGAAUACGUCUUUGCUUCAUAACGCAAUGAUGCUCUAUGAAGGAGAAAUGACCCAUUUAACUAUAGAAGUUGAAAAUAUAGGCAACACACCAGUAAAUUACAUUAAACUAUCAUUUACAGAAUCAUCAACCAUUCAGCCUUUACCUUAUAACCAUGAAUUAUCACCUGAAGAACAAUACGAAAACGAACUUCAUACAAAAGGAACACAUGUCUUUUCAUGGGAGCAUAAUUCUGCUAAAGAAUCAUUUAAUCCAAAUGAAGAGGUACUACUACUUCCUGGUGAAGCUAAGACAGUUAUGAUAAAAAUAUAUGGUAAAAAAGAUUGUUGUGGAGGAAGUAUUCAAAUAGAUUAUGGAUACAUACAAAAGGAUACAGUUGAUACAAAUGUUAACUUUAUAUACACCCGUCACCUUUAUCUAAACAUAUUAUUAACAGUUUAUCAACAUUUGGAACCGUCCAACUGGGAUAUAUUAUCUCUCCGGCAUAUAGCUAAUUUAUAUGACGAUGACUCGGCCGGAGAGGAAAAUGGAAUAAAAAAGAUAGAGGAAUCGAUGAAAUUUGUGCAGCUGAUUACCAAUGCUGAAGUUAAAGACAAGGCUCGAAAUGACCAUUGUCUGGUAGCGAUUGAUGUUAAGAAUGUUUGGACGACGCCCUUCAGUGUGUCAUUUGUUAUCAGCGGCGAUGACGAUAACAAUAACGUGUCCAAUAUAUCGAUUCAACCUGGGCAUACUAAAAGAAUUUUACUUCCUUUCAAGCGACUGUUCUUAUCCGAAGAAGCCUGUUCUCGACCAAUACCAUCAGUGGACCCUAACAAACAAUUUAUAAAGAGCAAAAUAUCAGAAGAGGAACUAUAUACAUGUCAACAGAUAUUUUGGUAUAGGGAAGAGCUUUUGAGCCGACUUGGCCUGAACCAACUGGCUGUGCUCAAGAAAGAGAAUAUAGAGUUUAUCAUAAAUGUUAAAGGCGAUGCUACGCAAAGGAAAAGUCGAUGCUUAUUCGACUGUAAAUGCAACAAUCCUAUAGAGAUGAGUAUCACUAUUCAUAAUAGACUAAGGUAUCCCAUUAAACUUAUCUUGCGGAUUCAACCGGUACAGAGAUUUAGUGAUAGUACAAAAGGGUAUCAUUUAUCAGAUGAUAUACUGAUAGAAGGAACACAGCAGAUCCUUUUGCCAGAGAUACCUGCUCAUGGAGGACAAGUGACACAUAUAUUUCCAAUCUAUUUCUUAUCAAGCGGGAAAUUUGAAAUUCUUUACCAUGCAGAAGAUGUACGUACCAGAAAGAUCUAUUAUGACAGUGAAUGGGCCAUAUUUAAUGCAAUAGAGUCUCCUUAA